AUGGCCUUUUCCUUCUCUCUGCAGCACUCGGUAAACUCUCCUCCUGAGCCUCACCGUGGGACCGCGAUGCAGGCUCCUCUGGCUCCUCUGGCUCCGCUGGUCAGCGCUAUAAAUACGCUUUAUGCCGUGUCCGUCAUCUGCCUGGAGAGAUAUCACACGGCUCGCUAUUUUCUGCCCGAAUCAAAAGCGAAAGUAUCGAUCGCUCCUCGCAACCAGAAGGAGGCUUCGCUAGCUGAACCGUGA
Messenger RNA from Knipowitschia caucasica, 243 nucleotides. Lineage: Eukaryota; Metazoa; Chordata; Actinopteri; Gobiiformes; Gobiidae. The record is from the annotation of a GenBank genome assembly.